Molecule: messenger RNA, 978 nt
Organism: Emiliania huxleyi CCMP1516
Lineage: Eukaryota; Haptophyta; Isochrysidales; Noelaerhabdaceae
Exons: 1
Coding region: 1-978 (325 amino acids)
Source: RefSeq, a predicted model, not a curated record
AUGGGUCGCACCUCGGCUCUGAUCACCAUCGUGGCUGCAACGCAUAGCCACGCCUUUGGCUCUCAGCCAUUGGCAGUGGCAAAGGAGGCCAUCGAGCGCAUCAUCGCCGACGAAGACAUUGUGCGCAUGACGGCCAAGCUUGCUCACCACCCGUAUCUCAUUAGCGCCGAGGAGGGUCGCCUCAGCGUCGAACAGCAGCUCUGCUUCGCGAUGGAGCAGUACCACAUGACUCGCUCUCUCUCUCAAUCAAUUGCGAGCCUCGCCAACCAAGGCGGCAACUCCCUCGACACCGAUGUCUCAUCUGCCGAAUUCGUUCUCGGGCCUGGUGAUACGCUCGCGGCGACAGAGGCACCCACCUCCGAGGAGGCCUUGGAGGAGUCGCGCAUCAACCCACAAAUAGACCUUUUCGACUAUUUCUUUGCGGGCGAAGUUGAUGCUUCGGCGGAGUUGAUGGUACAACUCCGGGCACUCCUCGGAUGCAACGACGUUGCAUGCCUGAUGAGAGCCGUGAAGAACUACAAGCCGGUGCCAGGUGCCCAGGCAUACGCGGAAUUCGUGGACAAGUUGGCGAGCGGCGGGGGAAGAGCCGAGGCCGCUGUCGCGUUUGCCGUCUGCUUUCCGAUAUGGGGUGGACUGGUUCAGCGGCUGAGCAAAUCGAGGAUGUGCGCCGUCGACACAGCCGCUGAGAAGAACUUCUUGGCACACUUCUCGGCCCGUCUUGGCGACUUCUUGGCGGAGCAGCAGAUUGAGUCGGACCACCUCGAGGACUUCAUGGCGACUGGGGAAAGCGUCGCCGGCACAUGCGCCUACGGCACGGACGGCUUCCACGCGACCGGGCAAGACGACCUCGUUGAGAUGGCCGCACAAGUGCUCAUGAAGGCGGAUGUUCCGUACACGGCGCUCCUAACCUCGACCAAGACGUUGCUUGAGGCAGAGACGCAGUUUUGGGAUGCGUGCUACUCGCUCAGCCGCGAGUAA